Pogoniulus pusillus (Red-fronted tinkerbird) is the source of this 7123-nucleotide messenger RNA. It is a transcript of the gene MAVS, whose product is annotated as mitochondrial antiviral signaling protein. Lineage: Eukaryota; Metazoa; Chordata; Aves; Piciformes; Lybiidae. Bases 337 to 2178 code for a protein of 613 amino acids. The transcript is spliced from 7 exons. The record is from RefSeq and is a predicted model, not a curated record.
GGCUCAUCGAGGGGGGCAGGCAGGGCCCGGGCGGGAACAACAGGCGGGGACCGGCCUCGCCGAGUGAGCAGGCAAGGCCCGGUCGUCCCCGCCCCUCCCGGGCAGCCGUUCCGUUGCUUUUACUUCCGUCGUCCCGUUCCAGUCCCGUCAUCCAGGGCCCAGGGCAGGUCCCCGGUGGUCUGGUGUGGCUCUGUGCCAAGGCUUGCACGAAGAACCCGACCCACAAAGUAAUCACAGUAAAUCAAUAGCGGGCAGCGGACGGAGGGAGUUGGGUUGUGAAAGCGGAAUCGAGAGGUGAACUUCAACGGGAGAGGCUUUUCUUGGUGUGGAGCCAGGAUGGGUUUUGCUGAAGACAAAGUGUACGACUACAUCCUGAGAAACUUGAAGAACUUCAGGAACAUCCGCGUGGCAUCGCUGGCCGAUUCCCUCAGCUGCCUGACCGACGCUGACAGAGAUGAGCUUCACACUCGGGAAGAGACUCGAGGCAGCCAGGCCACUGUCUAUAGGUUCUACCAGUACCUGAAGUGCCGUCAGGGCUGGGUCCCUGACCUCAUCGACGCGCUGCGCCACAACAACGCGGAGCACCUGGCCAACGAGCUGCAGCACCUCUACGACUCCUUGCAAGUCUCUCCUCCAGGUGCUCCGGCUCCUGCUGCUGCUCCCUCCCCUCCUGCAGCCACUGGUGUCUGUCCCAACACCUCCAUCCGGGCCCAGACCCCAUCCCCAAGGCCUGUCCCGGCUCCGAGUGUGCCCUUGGCCAAGCAGCUACACCAGGACCAGCCUGCAGACAGCCCCCCACCUUCCCUGCCCAGUUCUGCCGUCGCUGACCGGGAUGCCAGGAUCCCAGUGCAGGAGUCGGUGAGUGGGCUCUCCGAAAGCCUCCCGGAGCGAGAGAGUCCCCAAACACUUCCAUCCAGAAGCACGGUCUGUGAUGGAACAAACAAUGGGAAGAGCGGAGAGGGGCAUCUCCUGAAACCCACUGGGGCUGCACAGGAGGCAGCGAGACCCCUCGGGGCCGCCAGCGUGGAUGUGCCGUCUGCUGUCGCUGCCGAGCAGGGCCAGUCCUGGCUGAGCCGCCCGCAGCACCCGGUGUGCGUGGACAACGGCUGCUUCGGCAACGCCAAGCACCUGCAGCGCGGCGCUCCGGGCCUGGGGCUGCGGGCGGGCCUGCCAACCAGGCAGCAGGGCACUGCCUGCCACCCUGAGCCGCGCAGCAACGAGCCCCAGGAGGACUCGUACAUCUCCACUGAGUCACCCCUGAGGCUGGAGGGGGCUGCUCACAGCGGGGGACUGCAGCCUCCAGACUCCACACCGGAAAACCAGGCUGCACCCAGCUCUGAGCCCCUGGAGAGCUUGGUGGAUGUGCGCAGCCCACUCCUCAUUCAGCAGCAGGUGGAUGGGGAGCAGAAGCAGAACAGGAUGCUGCAAAAGGAUGGAAGAGACAGAGACACACGGAUGGAAACAGCCUCCCCAGCUGCUGCCCUUGUGCCUAUAGACACUUCUCCAUCUCACACCACCCCCCUGAAUUGUGCACAAGAGGACAAGCAAACUGUGGAGAAGAUGGCCAGCAGCACCCUUUCUGUGCCAGCAAAGGAAAAAGUCUUCAUGGACUCUGUCCCAGCUGUUGCAGAAAGCUCUGAAGUCCCAUCUGAGAGGAUGGCACCCCGGGACUGCUCUGGCACAAGUAUCUGGGAGCCUGGUAGUGAUGUGGAGGGUGAUGAGCUCAGCAAGCCAGAUGUCCUCCUCUCCAUAUCUAGCUUCAGCCUCAGCAGCGACCCACUCUUCCUGAGCACAGAUAGCUCCAAGUCAGGAGAAGCACUCUCCAGAGUCAACUUGAGAUGUCCAGCUCCAGCAGCUCAUGUAGACCCCAGAGGAGAGGAGGCAGCUGGAGCAAGCAACAAUUCCUGUCCACCUCCCAGCCGGGACAGCACCUCUCUAGGCAUCCAUGAAGACCACUACCCCAGCAUGCAGUUCAAGGAAGGCAACAACAUCCAAGAUGGAGCUGAUCCCCUUGGAAACCCUCCAGUUUUGGACACAAGCAGUAACGCUGUGAGCAGCUCCCCUGAGGCCAGAGUGUCCCUAGGGGACAGCAGCAGAUCAUCCAUGCCUUACAUCCUUCCAGCUGUGGGCAUCGCUCUGCUCUCAGCCCUUCUGGUGUACAAGCGACUGCAGAAAUAGCCCUGCAGGGAUGGGAUGCCACUGCUGGCACUCGGCCUGGGUGAUGCCUCUUUACAGCAGGAAUUUGGCCAACACCUUUAAAGCCUGAAGAGCAGCAGCUGUGGGGAGAUGGUAGGAGUGGUGUUAAAUCUCUUUCUGGAAGAUUUGGCUGGAAGAGGCCUUGGUUGUGAGAUGCUGCUGGGUUUGGGUCUGGUCCUACUCUGCUUCUCAACCAUCUCCUUUUACACCUAUAGAGAGAGUCUUGCUCAGGGAGUGACUUUUGAGUCCAAAAAGAAAGUUCUUGUGGCAAUUGUCCACAUCUUCCAGGAAGCCCCAGGGAAUGUCCUGGUGGUCCAAAGGGUGACCUCUGGACUGUGCAGCAAGGAGAGGUUUUGCAGACAGCCUGUAAACAUGGAGCUGGUAUUGUUGGUCGAGGGUCUGUGGAACAGCCUUACUAAGUGCUUCAUGUUGUAUUUGCCUUGGUGGCUCUGGUUCUGCUGCUGGGACCUUGGCUUGGCCCAACUACUCCUUUCCCCCUGGUGCUGGGUGUGUGGGCAGGACCCCAAUGCACCAAGUCACCUUCUGUUCAUUGGUGGUAAGAGACACCCCAGUGAUGAGAACCAGAGGCCAGGUCACGUGGGAGCUGUUCCUUUUCCUGUCAGCUGCCAUCCUGAUUCAGAGCAUCCAGGGGACCAGGGAUGGGCUCUGGCAUUGCUUCCCGCAGCACUGAUGCCCUGGAGAUGCAGCUGAGUGUCAGGAAAGUGCCACAUCUAGCAAGCUUCCUCAAGGAUCAAGCUCAUUUCAGCCCCCUCCAGACAGGGAAAGUGGGAUUAUGCUUUCAGAGGAACCAUGCACACGAUGCCAGCGCUAAGUGUACUUGGUCCCGCACAGGAUUGUCUGAUAGCUGUGGCCUUGAGGCUGUGUUUUUAGAGCCUGGCUGGAGAGGUGGAUGUUUCUGCUGGGCUUUUCCUGGUAUCUGGUGCUAUGGAAAUGUAGGAAAGCUUCACCCAGGUUGGGACACAAAUAGGGUUGAAUGUGAGCUGUGGGAGGCUUUACCCAGUGGUUGAGAUGCUGCAGUUAUCCUGAAGGUCCUAUUUAAAAUUGCAGUCUGUCAUUUCCCUGCUAUCCUGAGGGAUCAGCUUGGAGUAUGAGGGAACUGGGCUGCUAGAGUUCUAAGAUCAAAUCCACAACCCUGAGGAAAUAUUCCCUGCACAGGGCAGCUUUCAGGUGGAGAAGCAGCCCCACUCAGUAUAAAAAGGGAACACAGAAUGAGCCAAGGACUGGAAGCCCUCUGCUGUGAGGCCAGGCUGAGAGAGUUGGGGUUGUUGAGCCAGUAGAAGAGAAGGCUCCAGGGUGACCUUCUCGUGGCCUUUCAGUGUUUAAGGAGACAAUAAGAAAGCUGGGGACAGACUUUUUAGCAGGACCUGUUGUGACAGGACUAGGGAUGAUGAUUUGAAACUAAAAAAAGGGAGAUUUUGACUGGAGAGAAGGAAGACAUUUUUUUACUCUGAAGGUGGUGAGGCCCUGGCCCAGAGAGGUGGUAGAUGCCUUAUCCCUGGAACCAUUCUAGAUCAGGUUGUUUGGGGCUGUGGGCAGUUUGCUGUAGUUGCAGAUGUCUCUGCUGACUGCAGGGGGGUUGGCCUGGGAUCAUAAAAUGAUUUAGGUUGGAAAAGACCUCAAAGAGUCCACCCCAAAGCAUUCCAUGAUUCUCUGAUUCAGUUGCUGUUGGCACAUUUGAGCUUUGGGCAGCUGAGUGACAACCAAUCCUGUGACAGGACAACGAGCAAUGGGUGCAAGCUGCAGCACAGGAGGUUCCACCUCCACACAAAAGGGAACUUCUUUACUGUAAGGGUCACAGAGCAUUGGAACAGGCUGCCCAGAGAGGUUGUGGAGUCUCUCUGGAGACUUUCAAGGCCUGUCUGGAUGCUUCCUUUGUGACCUGAGCUAGAUUGUAUGGUCCUGCUCUGGCAGGGGAGUUGGACUCGAUGAUCUCUUUGGGUCCCUUCCAACCCCUAACAUCCUGUGAUACUGUGACCCAUGCUACCCACUUCUGUCCCUGCAGCUGCUCACCAUCUCAUUUGUUCGUCCUCUCAUCUCCUCUCUCAUAAAGCAGAGGGCACAAAAGUAACAACACUACUUCUUUUGUUUUUCUAGUUAGAGGCUUACUGCAGCUGGAGGAUUUCUUGAUGUUUUUUUUUUCUAAGCUCUAAAGAAGCCAGUGCAGACUUUUGAGGUGCCCCCAUCCUCCCAUGAUUUGCUGGGGGGCAGCAAGGGAGGAGACAGGACUGGGCAGAAUGUUUGGCAGUCUGGUGGUAGAUGUGCACAGCAGAAGGCCAGGUAUCAUUUUAGUCUGGUGAGGCCACAAGGAUGCCAGGGGCUCCAGAUGGUUGCAGUGGUCUGAUGCUGGUGGCUGGGCUGCAUUCUUAAUCAUAGAAUCGUAGCAUGGUGGGGGUUGGAAGUGACCCAUGGGGAUCAUCUAGUCCAACAUCCCUGCUUUAGCAGGUUGCUCAGGAUCAAAAUGUCCAGGCAGGUUUGGAAUCUUUCCAGAGAAGGAGACACCACAACCUCUCUGGGCAGCCUGCUCCAGGACUCCAGCACCCUCACAGCAAAGAAUUUUCUCCUCCUGUUCAGGUGGAACCUCCUGGGUUUCCAUUUGGGCCCAUUGCUCCUUGUACUGUCAUUGGGCACCACUGAAAUCACAGGAACAUGCAGGUUGGAAAAGCCCCUCAGGAUCACCUAGUCCAACCUAGAACCCUACUCUACAAGAUUCACCUUAAACCAUAUCCCUAAGCAUCACAUCCAAACCACCCUUAAACACAUCCAGGUUGGGUGACUCCACCACCUCCCUGGGCAGCUCAUUCCAAUCCCUGACCACUCUCUUCAUGAAAAGCUUUUUCCUAAUGUCCAAUCUAAACCUCCUCAGUCUCAGCUUGAGGCCAUUGUUCUGUCUCCAGUUACUUGUGAGAAGAGACUAGCAGCAGCCUCUCCACAAUGUCCCUUCAGGUAGUUGUAGACUCCCCUCAGCCUCCUCUUCCUCAAACUAUCCAUCCCCAGCUCCCUCAGUUACUCCUCAUCAGAUUUAUUCACCAGGCACUUCCCCAGCUUUGUUGCCCUCUUCUGGACCCACUCCAGCACCUCCACAUCUCUCUUGUGUUGUGGUGCCCAAAACCGAACAUGACACUCAAGGUGUGGCCUCACCAAAGCCGAGUCCAAAGGGACAGACACCUCCCUGCUCCUGCUGGCCACAGCACUUUUAAUCCAAGCCAGGAUGCCAUUGGCCUUCUUGGCUGCCUGGGCACACUACUGGCUCAUAUUCAGCUGCCUGUCUAUUACAGCUCCCAGAUCCCUUUCUGCCAGGCAGAUCUCCAGCCACACUGCCUCAAGCCUGUCGCGUUGCUCACAGUUGUUGUGACCCAAGUGCAGGGCCUGGCAUUUGGCCUUGUUGAAACUCAUCCCAUUCAUGUUGGCCCAUUGAUCUAGCCUAUCUAGGCUGUUACCUCUUCUCUUCUUUACUGUGUCCAGUAACUUAUUCCUCAGGGAUUCCUGCCACACCUUCCUGCUGGCAGUGAGAUGAGCUGCCCAAAUCCUGGCUGUGAAGUGCUGCUGUCAUGUGCAGAACUCAGCCUGCAGUGGGAAGGGUCCAUCAGUGGCUUCUCCCUCUUUCCCUCUGCCCCACAAAUGCAAGCAGUGCCUCCCUUAUGUGAUAAGGACAAUAAAUAUCUGUAGUAGUUAAGCUGGUUUUGAUCUAAUAAGGUUGUACUCUGAUGUUCCCAUUCAUUGAAAGGACUCUUUCCCAGCAAGAGUGGUCAGGCAUUGGAAUGGGCUGCCUGGGGAGGUGGUUGAGUCACCAAGCCUAGAGGUGUUUAAAAGUCGUUUGGAUGUGGUGCUUGGGGAUAUGGUUUGGGGUGAGCCUUACAGAGUAGGGUUUUAGGUUGGACUUGGUGAUCCUGAGGGGCUUUUCCCGACCUGAAUGUUUCUGUGAGUCUGUGACAAUGUGUCCUUCACGCAUUCAACUCCCUCUGUCGAGAGAGGGAACACAGGGGCUGUUCUCCCCACCUGACCUGUGGUGAUUUGUCCAAAACCAGGCAGGGAGAAGGACCUGGGAUCCCACAUCACCACUGCCAGUAAGCUGUUUUUCUUCCUCAGCUUUCUUUUGUCAGUGAGGGCUUUGACCCACGACCUCCCCAGGAAAGCUGCACUUUUCAACACUAUGAACUGCUCUUUAUUUGCAAGGAGUGAGGAAGUCUCCCCAAACCUAUUUGCCUUCUGAAAAGGCUCAUGAUUACCUCUAAAUAUUUACCAAAAUCAUGGUGGGAAAAGCCCUCUCAGAUCAUCCAGUCCAAGCAUCAACCCAAAACCACCACGAGCACUAAACCAUGUCCCCACAGGCUGUAUCUACAGAUUUCUUGAACACCUCUGGAAAUGGUCACUCCACCACCUCCCUGGGCAGCCUGUUCCAAUGCCUGACCACUCUUGCAGCAAAGAUUUUUUUUCCUGAUAUCCAACCUAAACCUCCCCUGGCACAAUUUCAGGCCAUUACCUCUCAUUCUAUCCCCUGAAAGCAGAGUGCUAAUCCUGUGUGACCAGGCUGCAGAACCCAUCCCAGAUUCAUUAGAGGUGGGGAUGUGUGCCUUCCCCAUGUGCUUUCUGUGGGAUCUGGGGACAUCCAUGAGAUCCCAAACCAGCAGCCUCCCUUCCAAGGCCCUCUUCUCUGAUGUUUCACUUGCCUGCUGUGUUCUCCCCUCGCUUUUUUAGCCAUGUUUGUGCACUUUGCCUUUUCCCUGUUGACACAGCUGGUCGAUGCCACCUCAGGCUGGAUCAAAGCACACACUCUGCUUUGUGGUGUUCUCACAGCUCUAAAUGCAGCACUUUAAAAGUGUCACCAGCAGGUGAGCCAUGUCCCUGCACAUCUCUUAAAGCAAAAAAGCCUUUUACUAACUGCAUAAUAAACCUGUGGGCAACUGGC